Messenger RNA from Nematostella vectensis (starlet sea anemone), 1527 nucleotides. RefSeq names its product glucose-induced degradation protein 4 homolog. The record is from RefSeq and is a predicted model, not a curated record. Gene Ontology annotation, biological process: proteasome-mediated ubiquitin-dependent protein catabolic process; protein targeting to vacuole; protein catabolic process in the vacuole. The transcript has 6 exons. The coding region runs from base 64 to 672 and encodes 202 amino acids. Gene Ontology annotation, cellular component: GID complex; extrinsic component of membrane. Lineage: Eukaryota; Metazoa; Cnidaria; Anthozoa; Actiniaria; Edwardsiidae.
UUACCCAUGAUGCAAUGGUGCAAUGUCAGUUUGUAAGGAAAAGAAGUAAAAGGGGGCCUAAAAAUGCCGGGAAAAGUGGCCGCAAAUCCCCUUCCACCGAGCACAAAACAACCAGGACUCGCCCAGUCACUCCUCUACAGUGGGUCGCGGUUCCAAGGACACCAGAAGAGCAAGGGAAACCGCUACGACGUAGAAGUUGUAUUACAGCAUGUUGAUGAAGAAAGUGCUUUUCUAUGCGGCUACUUGAAAAUUAAAGGCUUAACUGAGGAAUAUCCAACCCUUACAACGUACUUUGAUGGGGAAAUCAUAGGAAGGAAGCAUCCAUUCUUAACAAGAAAAUGGGAUGCAGAUGAAGAUGUUGACAAGAAGCACUGGAGCAAGUUCUUAGCAUUCUACCAGUUCGCCAAGACGUUCAAUUCUGACACCUUUGACUACAGCCAGCUUGAUAACCUGGACUUUGUAUUUAUGAGAUGGAAGGAACAAUUUCUGGUCCCUGAUCAUAAGAUCCGCGAUAUCAAUGGGGCAUCCUUUGCGGGGUUCUACUACAUCUGUCUGCAAAAAUCGGCAGCCACAGUUGAGGGGUAUUACUACCAUCGCAGCUCAGAAUGGUUCCAGUCCCUUAAUUUGACUCAUGUCCCUGACCACAGUCAACCCAUCUAUGAGUUUAGAUAACGAAAGCUACACGUAGUAUCCCUAAAAUGCCAUUGAUGAUGGCCAAUAGUGGUGUCGCUUCCUUUGCACACACAAAUAUCAAAUGAGAAAAUGGACACUCAUUUAAACCUCACACAAUGGAUGUAAGCAUCACCAACCUGUGGAGAAUAUGAAAUUCUAGUGGUUUGAUUAUUACAAUACAAAAUUGUAUUUAGGUUGCAAAUAUUAUACUGUUAGAGAACAACUAAAAGAAAUGUAUGAAUAUAUUUAAGGCACAGGUUGAAAUAGAUAAAGCUCACCUGCAAAAGAACGAAAAUAGAACUAGCAGAAAGUAGGACUCAAAAACCAGGUGGAAUGCUUUGAUGGUACGAGUGAUGUCACUAGUCUAUUGUCUUGUGUCCGGUGUUUUUAGAGAAUAAAAAAUGGCCUGGCAUUCUUAGGCUUGUAAUAAGAAAACAACUAUAUUGCAUUUAUUGCAAAUAUUAACAACAGAAUAAGUUGUCAUUAUAACAAAAAUUCAUGUUAGAUAUGUACCACCAGGAAAUGAAAGUUUGAUGAAAAUUAGAAAAAAAGUAAAACUACUGCAUUUAAGUGGAUUGCAUUAUUAUGGAUCUCAGUUUUUUUACAUACCAUGCAUUUGAUUGAGUCAAGUCAAAUUAUUAGGACAUUGUAGCAAGUAAAAUGCUUUAAUUGCAAAAGAUUCAAUUCUAUUGCUUCAGCUAUAAUAACAUUUAUGUAUUUUGAUUCUUUUUCAAGUGGAUCUAUGAGCACCUAUCUUCUAGUGAAGAAAAUCAGCUAGCUUUUAGUGUAAAAAUGUAUUUUAUAUCAAGAGAGAAACAUCAAGGCAUAGAAUAAAAUGAUAUGAGUUUUUUUAAA